AGCGGAUACAGUGGGCCCCUCCCGAAGGGCCGUGGGUCAGACACCUGGACAGGGCGACGCGCCCAGCAGGCUCUCCCUGCCAGCUGGCCGUGGACCGCAAGGGGUCUGCGCCAGGUCCCCGGGGACCCACGGCCGGGGCAUAAAGGCCGCCACUCCCGAGCCCCACGGACAGGCCUGACUGGCAGUGGUGACUGCAGAGCCCUGGAGGUGUGGACCCUGUUCGUGGCCACCGCAGGCCCAGGGGCCCCUGUCCUUCCGGGACCUGGCGUGCGGCUCGUGUGGGCUGGGCUGGGGCGACCGAGAUUUGGGGACGUGAUGUAUUACGCUCUCGUAGUGGAGGAGGUCACCCCAACGAUGGAGGUGACCCCUGUGCAGUUCUCGGCGCUGAGGAGCGGCUCCGUGCACGUCUCCUUGGCGUACAAGAUCCGUGGCCAGUGCCACAUACUGGAGUCCACCCUGGAGAAAACUGCCACCCCCGGCGAACACAGGAACUGUAGAAACCCUGGCGUCAACUCGGAAGCUCUAGAAGCAUUUCAGCAAUUCUCCCGGCUCAAGGGGGGACUCAGGACAGCGUCUUCAUGCCCGUCCAAAAGGAGAGCUGCAUCCCCACUUGUGAUUAGGGACCUCUGUCACACGGCCAUUAAUACUGGAGCUAGAGGUGCAGUGACCUACCUGAGGUCCCCAGAACUGCCGGGAGCACAGCCGGAUGAGGACGAAGUGGGGCUGUUUUUGAGCCCAGCCCCUCAUGCACACAGAGCUUUGGUUGGGGAUGGACCGCAGAAGGCCCCUCCCUCUGCUCAGACUGGCUCUGCAGCAGCCCCCGCAACCCCCCACCUGCACCCCACAGGCCCCCGUGAGCCCCCUGCACCCCACAGGCCCCCCGUGAGCCCCAUGCACCCCACAGGCCCCCCCGUGAGCCCCCUGCACCCCACAGGCCCCCUGCACCCCCCCGGCCCCCCGUGA
Hyaena hyaena (striped hyena) is the source of this 963-nucleotide messenger RNA. Its product is annotated as inverted formin-2-like. Lineage: Eukaryota; Metazoa; Chordata; Mammalia; Carnivora; Hyaenidae. The record is from RefSeq and is a predicted model, not a curated record. The transcript is spliced from 7 exons. Bases 316 to 963 code for a protein of 215 amino acids.